AAUAUUUUUUAACAGUGAAUUGAGUUUCAAGGAUAAAUUUAUAUUCUCGGAAAUGUUGUGCUUUGGUGUCAAAUGGCAAUUAUAGUACGGUAACAGUAAAAUAAUUUUUUUUUAAAGUUUUACUUUAUGCAUCUAUAAUAUGGCUCGCCAUAGAAAUGUGAGAAAAGAAACUCAAUAUUCUGAUGAUGAAUAUUAUGAUGAUGAUAAUGAUUACUCACAUUCAUUUGAAGAUGAUUGUAUUUCCCCAAGUGAUGCUAUCUAUUUAAUUAACCACAAACCAAAAUUUGAUUCCAAACAAGAAAUUUUAGAUUCAAAGGUGAAUUCAUGUUUAAGUAAGAUUCGCGAAAUACUGGGAAUUGAACUAGCUAAAGAUGUUGUUGAAGAGCAUUUAAUAAGUAGUAAUUUUAACAUAGAAAAAGCUGUAGAUCAAAUUUUAAAUGCAAAUAUUGAUUCUACAAAAACUACUGAUUUUGGAAAUACUAGUAGAAACAGUAGACCUCCUACAGUUAUUGUUGCUUCUUCAGCAAAAAAUAAAGAUAAUAUUACUGUUGGAUUUGGAAAUGUAUCUAUAUCUGGAUCAAAAAAUAAGAAUAUUUCUGCAACACCUAAACAAACACCAUUUAGCACUCCAAUAUGUUCACCAACUGUUACUCCACGCAAUCGAUCCCCUCAAAAUGUACGAAUAGGUUCUCCUAAAAUUGAUCGCAAAUUACAUUCUCCCAAAACAAACAAAGAUCGUAAUAGAAGUCUUUCACCUGUAAUACAACAUAAAGAUCAACUUUAUUUAAUAAUUAUUGGUCAUGUUGAUGCUGGUAAAAGUACUUUGAUGGGUCAUCUAUUGUAUAAACUAGGCCUUGUACAACAACGUACUAUUCAAAAGUAUGAACAUGAAAGUAAGAAAUUAGGCAAACAAAGUUUUGUUUAUGCUUGGAUAUUAGAUGAAACUGUAGAAGAAAGAAAUCGAGGAAUAACAAUGGAUGUUAGUCAUUUGAAAUUUGAAACUAAAACUAAAGAUGUUACUUUAUUAGAUGCUCCAGGACAUAAAGAUUUUAUACCCAAUAUGAUUACAGGUGCUUCACAAGCUGAUGCAACUAUUUUAGUAGUAGAUUCUACUAAAGGAGAAUUUGAAACAGGAUUUGAUAGUGGUGGACAAACUAGGGAGCAUGCACUUCUUAUUAGAUCUUUAGGUAUUACUCAAAUUGGGGUUGCUGUAAACAAAAUGGAUAUGGUUGAUUGGUCAGAAAGUCGAUUUGAAGAAAUCAAAUUGAAACUUGGUCAUUUUUUGAAACAAGCAGGUUAUAAGGAUACAGAUGUUACCUUUGUACCCUGUUCAGGAUUAUGUGGAGAGAAUCUUGCUACAAAAGCCAGUGAAUCAUUACUUACCUCUUGGUAUAAUGGACCAUGUAUGAUGGAUGUUAUUGAUAAUUUCAAACCACCAGAGCGUGCAAUUUAUAAACCAUUAAGAUUAUGUGUAAGUGAUGUUUUUAAAAGUUCAGGUUCAGGGUUUUCAAUUGUUGGUCGAAUUGAAACAGGGCAAUUAAGAGUAGGAGAUAAAGUGCUAGUUCAACCACAAGGUGAAGUGGCGCAAAUCAAAAGUAUUGAAAUUGAUGAAUUACCUCAGAUGUUAGCAUUAGCUGGUGAUUAUAUUAGUGUUUCAAUAACUGGUUAUGAUGCUCAAACUAUUUAUUCUGGUUGUGUACUCUGUGAUUUAACACAACCUGUUCCAGUUACAAUGAUAUUUGAAGCACGAGUUGUUGUGUUCAAUGUAGAAUUUCCUAUUGUCCGAGGUCAUCAAGUGGUUCUACAUUAUCAAAGUUCAUCAGAAUCAGCAAUUAUUAGUAGAUUGCUUGCUGAGAUAAAUAAAACCACUGGAGAAAUUAUUCGGAAGAAUCCUCGAAUGAUUAAAAAAAAUACACAUGCUCUUAUCAAAAUUGAAGUCUCACGACCAAUUUGUGUAGAAGUUUUUUCAGAUAUCAGACAAUUAGGUCGUGUAAUGUUCAGAUCUGCUGGUACUACUAUAGCUGCUGGUGUUGUUACUAGAAUUAAUAUGAUUAAUAAAUAAUUUAAUAUAAGGUUUACCUUAUAUUAUUACCUUUGAUAAAUUAAAAUAAUAAAUUAAGAUUUUAUUAAUCCAAUAAAACUUUUGUUAUAAUA
This is a messenger RNA of Daktulosphaira vitifoliae (grape phylloxera), 2154 nucleotides long. RefSeq names its product HBS1-like protein (gene HBS1). Gene Ontology annotation, biological process: translation. Lineage: Eukaryota; Metazoa; Arthropoda; Insecta; Hemiptera; Phylloxeridae. Gene Ontology annotation, molecular function: GTP binding; GTPase activity. The record is from RefSeq and is a predicted model, not a curated record. The coding region runs from base 140 to 2062 and encodes 640 amino acids. The transcript is spliced from 11 exons.